This is a messenger RNA of Mugil cephalus (flathead mullet), 1673 nucleotides long. It is a transcript of the gene qdpra, whose product is annotated as quinoid dihydropteridine reductase a. Gene Ontology annotation, molecular function: NADPH binding; 6,7-dihydropteridine reductase activity; NADH binding. Lineage: Eukaryota; Metazoa; Chordata; Actinopteri; Mugiliformes; Mugilidae. Gene Ontology annotation, biological process: tetrahydrobiopterin biosynthetic process; L-phenylalanine catabolic process. The transcript has 7 exons. Gene Ontology annotation, cellular component: cytoplasm. The record is from RefSeq and is a predicted model, not a curated record. Bases 240 to 950 code for a protein of 236 amino acids.
UCCAUACAACUUCCGGGGGUGCGAGCAUCGCGCAGGAGACCAGAACGUGCGUUCAUCACAUCGCUGUGUUUUCAGUUUUGAGGGGGAACUCAUCCCGACGAGGGAACCGAUUCCGACGGAAGACCGUCAACUUGUUGCACCCAGCAGAGAAACGCCCCCCACCAUUUACCUCCUCCUCUCCACUCUCGGUGUAAUUCAACUAAAGCUCUCACUGCUGACUGGGGAAGCGGACCGCUAACAUGGCUUCUAACCGGGUGAUCGUAUACGGAGGAAAAGGCGCUCUGGGCUCAAAGUGUGUCCAGUAUUUCAAAACCAAAGGAUGGUGGGUCGCUAGCAUCGACAUGGCUGCAAACGAGGAGGCGAAUGAAAAUGUGAUUGUGAAGUCGAGUGAAUCUUUCACCGAACAGGCAGGACAGGUGACGACAGCUGUGGCUCAGUUGCUAGGGGAACAGAAGGUGGAUGCCAUCUUGUGUGUGGCGGGCGGCUGGGCAGGAGGAAACUGUAGUUCCAAAGACUUGUACAAAAACGCAGAUUUGAUGUGGAAACAGAGUGUUUGGACCUCUACCAUCUCCAGCCACAUUGCUGCACUGCACCUAAAACCAGGCGGACUGUUGACGUUGGCCGGUGCUAAAGCCGCCCAGUCGGGCACUGGAGGCAUGAUAGGCUACGGCAUGGCCAAGGCCGCCGUCCACCAGCUGUGUCAGAGCCUGGCAGCAAAAAACAGUGGCAUGCCCUCUGGAGCCGCUGCUGUUGCCAUUCUACCCGUUACCUUGGAUACGGCGAUGAACAGGAAGUUCAUGCCUGACGCAGAUUUCGGCUCCUGGACGCCGCUGGAGUACAUCGCAGAAACGUUCUUCAGCUGGGCCACCGGCGACGACCGUCCGGCGUCAGGAAGCCUGAUGCAGCUGCUUACGUCUGGGGGCGAAACCAAAGCCGUGGCCGCUCAGUAGAGGACAGAGCCGAGCUGAGGAGACGGCCGUGGGGGUCGGUAGGGGGGAGGCGAGAUAAAGAUGGAUGGGAGAUGGGAGGAGUGAUGAGGAUGGUUGGAGGGUGUAGAGGUGAGGAAGAGAAAUGGUGGCAGAGAGGAACUGAAUGAAAUAAGGAGGUGGAGAGGAGUCAGCCAGAUGUGUUUGUUUUGCCAGGGGUGCGGGGGUCUUUGCAAAAAGGCAGCCUCACAGCGCCAUCUAGCUGCAGAUCACUACAGCUGUCUCUCUCCAACAGACAGUGUUAAAUCUCCAGUAGUGCUCUGCUCACCAACGGAGCAUUCAGUCAUAUUCGAAGUACCAGUGAAGUAUAACAGUGUUAGUGCAGAAAAUUAAGAUGUCCUACUUUUCAUCAUGUUUUCAAAGUCCCCAUCCUUCGUACCUACACGUGAGUCCAGUCUGACAUGUGCGAUGUGUAGACCUUUGAGUUUCUACUGUUUCCUGGUCUCUGAAGGUCGUCUGCCGCUGCUGAAAACUUGAAAGAAAGCCGCUGUCUUCUCUCAAACGGACAAUAUGAUGUAGAGUAGAAUGGCCUUAUAUUUUUUCGUCAUAGCUGUCAAAGUGUCCUUGGUGUCUGCAGUGUGAAGAAGGAAGGUGCCCUGUUCUUUUUGUGGGUGUUUUUUUUUUUUUUUAAAUCAUGCGUUGUCACUGUGUCAAAAUUCACAAUAAAGCGAGCAGGAAACAGUCUCA